Messenger RNA from Raphanus sativus (radish), 1176 nucleotides. Its product is annotated as protein GAMETE CELL DEFECTIVE 1, mitochondrial-like. Bases 307 to 828 code for a protein of 173 amino acids. The record is from RefSeq and is a predicted model, not a curated record. Lineage: Eukaryota; Viridiplantae; Streptophyta; Magnoliopsida; Brassicales; Brassicaceae. The transcript has 2 exons.
CUAAGAAGUUUUUCUUCUCGUCCUUAGCUGCAACGUGUCACCGUGGGAAUGGACGAUUGAAAGGGCGAUGGCCACUAUCCUCCGUUGGGUCUUUCUUCUUCAUCGUGAUUCCGAUUAAUCGGAGAUUUCAACUCAAUCAACCAACGACCAUCGCUCGCUUUCCCUUAACCCUAGCACCACUGCCUCUGGCGCUCCGAGAAUCUUCCAAUCUCUCGGAAACCAGGCGACGAAAACGGCUGGGACAUCGCGACGGGAGGAUCGUUCGCAGGAGGAGGAUCCGACGAUCUCGAUUGGGAUCACAAAUCGAUGUGGUCCACUGGUCUAAGCAAAGAGCAUUUCGACGGCGUCUCUGUUGGCCGUCAGAACAACAACGCCGCCGCGAAUCCUCCUUCUUCUGAUAGUUCUUCGGGUGAUGUGAUGAGCAAGUUGGGACCGAGAGAAGCCGCCAUGGUUAACGAGAUGAACGAGUACGAUGACAUGAUCAAGGAGAUUGAGAAAGAGAACAGGCACAGCAGGGGAUUCGUUGGCGGGAUCAAGCAGAAGAUGAUGGAGAUGAGCGUGCUUCUGAAGCAAGUCAAGGAGCCUGGUGCUAGAGGGUCUUAUCUCAAGGACUCUGAGAAGACUGAGAUGUACAGGUUGCAUACGGAGAAUCCCGAGGUUUAUAUCGUUGAGAGGCUUGCUAAGGAUUUUAGGAUCAUGAGGCAGCGUGUUCACGCCAUUCUUUUUCUUAAAGAGGAUGAGGAAGAAGAGGAGAGGAAGCUUGGUCGUCCUUUGGAUGAUUCCGUUGAGCGUUUGCUUGAUGAGUACCCUGAUGGAAAGGAGAAGUGAAGUGCCACAAGUACAGCAGAAGACGUUCAUCAGAUGGUUGGAAAAUCACAGUUGAGAAAUUGGGUCCUCAGGGCAAACAUGGAAAUGGAGGUGGCUGGAAGUUUGUGAGUCUUCCUGAUGGAUCAAGCCGGCCUCUCAACGAAGUGGAGAAGAUGUAUGUUAAGCGUGAAGCCCCACGUCGCCGCCGUAAGAUUCUCCUUUGAAUUUGCUAGAACCAGACUCCAUCAAUGGUAAUGAGAAUUGUUAUCUCACUUGGAGAGUGUAAAAGUUAAAACUACUUUGUUUUGUUUGAUCUUUUGGUUGAAUAGUAAGAUGGGUAGCUUUAUUUAAUUUACUAAGAUACAUAUU